Molecule: messenger RNA, 2669 nt
Organism: Oryzias latipes (Japanese medaka)
Lineage: Eukaryota; Metazoa; Chordata; Actinopteri; Beloniformes; Adrianichthyidae
Source: RefSeq, a predicted model, not a curated record
AUAUUAAUAUAUAAUGCUAUUAUUAUAAAUGCAGUUUCCUUAUUUCUCCACGCGGCGCCGCUGUUGAUCCAUCAUAAGCAGCAGCUCAGCUGCUUCAUAAAAUGAAGCUCCUCCUGUUUUUUAGGAGUACAUCUCCUCAUUCUUUGUUAUAAAGACACAGAGGGUGGUGGAAGAAACACGUUAACAUAAUACAUCAAGCUUAAAGCUUUUAUUGUAUUUGCUUUUUUCAUUUUUAUUAUUUGGAGCAUCAUUUGAUCUCUGACUCUAGAAAGGAAAUGAAUUUUGCUUUUGAAAGGAACAAUUCUGGGAUGUAUUUAUGGAUUUUUCUGCUGAAAUGUUGCUGCCAAAUGGUGGCUGGGCAGCUCUCUUAUUCCGUCUUUGAGGAGGUAGACCCAGGGACUUCUGUUGGGAAUAUCGCAAAGGAUCUAAACCUCAGUCCACAGGAUUUGGAAUCCCGCAUGUUUCAGAUUGUUGCUGGAUCUAAGGAAAAAUUGUUUGAGGUAAAUCUUAAAACUGGAAUUCUCUUUGUGGCUAAGAGAAUAGACAGAGAAGAGCUGUGCUCAGAACAGCUCAAAUGCCAGCUCAGUCUGGAAGCUGUGAUAAAUAACCCUUUGAAGCUAUAUCGGAUUGAACUACAAAUUGUAGAUGUAAACGACAACGCGCCUUUAUUUUCAUCCAAACAGCAACAUUUAUAUAUAGCAGAGAGUACUUUACCCGGAGUGAAGUUCGCGUUGUCUGAAGCAGCUGAUGCUGAUGUAGGGAAGAAUGGCGUCAAUACAUACAAAUUAAGUCAGAACCAACAUUUUUCUUUGGCCGUGCACAAAGCAGGCGGCAGUGUGUCUGCAGAGUUAGUGCUGCAGAGAGCGCUGGAUAGAGAGAGGCAGCCGGUCAUAACCCUGACACUAACGGCAGUGGACGGGGGAACUCCUGCAAAAACUGGGACCUCACAGCUCGUUAUUAACGUCUUAGAUAAUAAUGACAAUAUUCCAAUUUUCAGUGACUCCCUGUAUAAAACAAAAGUUUACGAAAACACGCCUUUGGGCACUACCGUAAUUGUUGUGAACGCGACGGACGCAGAUGAGGGAUCAAACGGUGACGUCAUGUAUUCACUAAGAAGCAGGGAUCAGGAUCACAUACUGGAUGCGUUUGAAAUCGAAAUCGAAACAGGUGUCAUUAAAAUCAAAGGCAACAUAGACUUUGAGGAGAGAAAGGCGUUUGAGAUCCGCGUGGAAGCCAGCGACAAAGGCCAGCCCCCCAUGUCUGCCCACUGCAAGGUGCUGGUGGAAGUCGUGGACGUAAAUGACAAUCCUCCUACAGUCACGGUGACGUCACUACAUGCCACAGUAAGAGAGGACGCAGCAGCGGGCACCGUGGUUGCGCUCGUGUCGGUUCUUGAUGAAGAUGGUGGAGAAAACGGUGACGUUGAGGUCCACGUUAAAGGCGAAGUCCCGUUCAAACUCGAAACAAACUACAAAAACCAUUACUCGUUGUCGGUUAAUGGACAGCUGGACAGGGAGACCGUGUCGUUUUAUAACGUCACUAUUGUCGCGCAUGAUAAAGGGAGUCCGCCUCUUUCCAGCACAAGUGUCCUGCCUAUACGAAUUUCUGAUGUAAAUGAUAACGCACCACUUUUUCAAAAUUCUAUAAUAGAUAUUUAUGUUAAAGAGAACAGUGCAGUGGGGGCAGUUCUUAAAACCGUAACUGCAUAUGACACUGACACUGAGGAAAAUGGGCAGAUUAAAUACUCUUUAAUACAAAUCGAUCAUAAAAAUCCAUCUCAAGUUAACAUCAACUCAGACACGGGAGAAAUCAUUUCUAUAAAGUCUUUUGAUUAUGAGAAGUUGAAAACAUUCCAGUUCAAAGUCCAGGCCACAGACUCUGGAGUUCCUCCGCUCAGCAGCAACGUGACUGUGAACGUUUUUGUUCUGGAUGAAAAUGACAACAGUCCCUCCAUUCUUGCUCCUUACUCUGAGCACGGCUCCGUGAACAGUGAGAAUAUCCCAUAUUCUGCUGAAGCGGGAUACUUUGUGGCAAAGAUCAGGGCUGUGGACCCAGACUCUGGAUACAAUGCGCUGCUUUCUUAUCACCUGUCUGAGGCCAAAGGAAACAACCUGUUCAGGAUUGGAACCAGCAGCGGGGAGAUCAGGACUAAGAGGAGAAUGAGCGACAAUGACCUGAAAAGUCACCCCUUGCUGGUGCUGGUUUCUGAUAACGGAGAACCUUCUCUGUCAGCUACUGUGUCUAUUGAGGUGGUGGUGCUGGAAAGCACCGCUGACAUGCAGACUCCGUUCAGACACGUACCUCAAAAGGAGGACAGCUUCUCGGAUUUGAACCUGUACCUGCUGAUCGCCAUAGUGUCGGUGUCCGUCAUCUUUCUGCUGAGUCUCAUCAGUCUGAUGGCUGUCAGAUGCCACAGGACAGACGGAAGUUUCAGCAGGUACAGUGCUCCAAUGAUCACCACCCACCCUGACGGGAGCUGGUCUUACUCAAAAGCUACUCAGCAGUACGACGUGUGUUUCAGUUCAGACACACUCAAGAGUGACAUGGUGGUUUUCCCCGCACCGUUUCCUCCUGUAGAUGCAGAACUGAUCAGUAUAAACGGAGCAGACACUUUUACCAGAACUCAGACUUUACCCAACUCAGAGAAGGUAAGAACAUAUAUUUUAUAA